This is a messenger RNA of Galleria mellonella (greater wax moth), 1889 nucleotides long. Its product is annotated as cyclic GMP-AMP synthase-like receptor. The record is from RefSeq and is a predicted model, not a curated record. Lineage: Eukaryota; Metazoa; Arthropoda; Insecta; Lepidoptera; Pyralidae. The transcript is spliced from 6 exons. The coding region runs from base 164 to 1387 and encodes 407 amino acids.
ACAUCAGUAUUUAACUGUAAUUUCAUAUGUAGUGGUACCUAUAUAAAUAUUGUUUUGCGGUCAGAACACUACUCUUAACUGAAAAGUCUUAACUUAUAUUUGUGUAUUCAAAAUCGAUAGUUCUCUUUAUAUUUGUUUUAAAGGAAUAAUUAAAUAUUGCAAAAUGAAUAAUAGUCGUGAAGGUAAUCGUAACAGAGAGGACGCCGACAGUGAAUUCUGGUGGGGGUUAGCCCUCGGCAUUGGAGCGGCAGCCGCAACUGUGGCGGGUGGAUUAUAUCUCUUGAGUAGAAUCGAAGAAGUUGAGAGUAGACAAAAUAUACAACACAUCAAGAGACUCCCGCGAGCUCGCACUUCAAGUAGCACAUCCGAAUCGCAUUUUUAUGCUAGAGGAUCAGACAUCAACAGAGAUAGUGCACUAGAAUUCGGGAGAAUAGCUUUUUCUGAUAGCUCAGCAUCAGAUCGACCAGUGAUUAAUAACUUAAACUCACUAUUGGAAGACCUCUAUGUGAGAUUCAUAGCGUUGAAGGAUGACGAUUUUGAGCUACAUUACCAAGUAUUCGAUACUAUAACUCAGGCGGUGGGAAGACAUUCUGACAGAUUACACAUAAAAAAACCCAAUAACUUUAAUAUGUACAUAGUCAUUGGUCUACCACUUAAUAAGAGAGAAGAUCUCUUUAAUCCUUGUAACAGUGAUAUAGUGUUGGAACCCUUGAGCAAUGGAUAUAUCAAACUAAAAAUGGGUACGCAAUACCAAAGAUUGCCCAUCAGAGACGAGUGGGAAAUAAACAAGACGGCAUAUAAAUGGAAAGUAGAUAACGUUCCAUAUGUUAUUCGUACGUCGGAGUCAGGUCCUGCGAUAACUUUAAAGAUAACCAACGAGAGUACUGGUUUCAAAAUGGACGUUGAUUUAGUACCAGCUCUGCAGUUUCCCGAGGAGCGCUGGCCAGUUGGGAGUGGCUACCGCGACAUACCUGCUGAAUGUUCGAUGGGUGCCUAUGGAUGGAUGGUUGUGCCCGAACCGCUAAAGAAACUACGGGAUGCUUUAGAAAUGAAAGAAAUAGAAAAUUAUCAUAUAAAGACAUUGUUCUUUUGGGAGGUUGUAGAGCGGAAGUCAGAGCCAAGGUUUUGGAAUAAGCCGCCGUCUGAGCUCUUUAUAAUAAUGGUAAAGAGGUUGCAUCGGGCCAUGGCAAACAGGAAUAUUCCAUAUUUCUGGAAUAAGCAAUAUAAUCUCAUCGAGGGCGUUGCAUCUAACAUACUGGCAGGGUACGCUAACAAGCUGCAGAGACUGGUGAACAUUCUGGACGAUCCUACUAAAUACAAAAUGGUCGCCGAAUAUCUGUUGACUGAUGACGAAUAUGAAGCGUACAAACCUAUACUAUUUCGAUAGAUACUUGUAUAUCGUUAUGUAUUAGUUAUAUUUUGCGGGGUUUUGUAUGGCGCGAGUGGCAGAUUAUUAAAAGAAGAGACAAAAAAAUAUUUAAACAUAAAUUGCGCUUUCAACUAAACAUUUGAUUGAAACAAAGUAUUAAUUUCAUUAUAAUUCAUCAUCUUCUUACCCUUAUCCCAAUAAUUUGGGGUCGGCGUAAUAUGAUUUUGUCCAUAUUACAAAAAGACUUGGUUUUUAGUUUUACGACCGUUUAGUUUCAUUAUAAUUAUUAUAUCGAAUUUAAGUCUAAAAAUUUUACUCAAUACUGUAGUACAAACAUUACGCCACAACACGCCGUAUAUAAAUAUAUAACAUAACUUAUGUAUUACAUAGAUGAUAUUAAUAACUAUAUUAUAUAUAUAAUAAUAAUUUAAAAAUUUUAUAUAAAUUUUUUUUCCUCUUAACUGUAUAAAAUUGAUUUUUCUAUAAUAUGUAAUUAAUAAAGAUUUUCUAAUGUGUCUUA